AUGGAGUCCGAUUCUACAACAAACAACGUUGAUCAUUAUUAUGUUGCCAGGCGUAGGAGAAGACUAAUAUUAUCGUCAAGGAGGCGCUCACGUCAUGGUGUACACACUCAAUGUCCUAUCAUCCCGGUGCAUCCGAGCAGUAGUACGAUUCCAAACUUGCAUUCUGUGGAUGAUGUUGUACCAAACUUAUCUUCGGGACAAAACCACUCAUACGAAACCCCUAUGACCAGUACUUAUCAAGGCUUAGAAAAUUCCGUUUACGCGUCAAUGGCCAGAAAGAAGAGAAGAAUAACAUUGUCCAACAAGAGGACUACACCUAAUAAUGUAAACAAGGAAAAUAUCUGCCUGACCGGAGAAUCUGUUUUAACAAGUAUUCAAACACCGUCUUCCGGUUUGCGUUUACCGCUUACAUGUAAUCUUUCUAACUUCAUGCACACAGCCCCCUUCAACCAAACUGAGACACCUAUUUGCAACACUGACCAGCCAUCUACUUCUGAAGCACCUGCCAUCAAUCAUGCCACGCCUUCCAAUUUGACCCCAACAGCUCAUUAUUCAAAUGAUGCAAAUUCUGAUUCUCAAGAUGAUUUGAACAUCUGUAGUGGUUCUGAUGCUGAUGAACAGGUUGAUAAUGAACCUUCAGUUGAUUCUCAUCUCGAAGAAUACUCUGAUGUAGGAGAUCGAGCUUGGGAAUGUCCUUCAUGUCACGCAUCUAUGUGGUACCAAGAACGCAUAGGCAAUACAAGGCAUACCACUGUUCCAAAGUUCACACGGUGCUGCAGAAGUGGAAAAGUUGUUCUUCCGCUGUUGAACGAUCCUCCGCGGGCGCUUCAACAUCUUCUACAUAAUGGAAGUCGUGCAGACAGUAAAAACUACCAAACCAACAUUCAAACUUACAAUGCUAUGUUUUCCUUCACUUCACCUGGAAUGAAAUUUGACAAUACUGUUGCGGAUGGAGGAGGGCCGCCGACUUUAAGACUGCACGAUCAGACCUGUCAUAGAAUAGGUACAUUAAUCCCGGAAGAUGGAAGACCGCAAUAUGAGCAACUAUAUAUUUAUCACACAAACAAUGAAGUUGAUAACCGGCUGAAGUGUUUCGGCGACAGCCCAGUUAUCAAGAGGGAUAUUGUCUCGACUCUGCAAGUUAUGUUAGACGAAUGCAAUCCACAUGCAAAGGCUUUUCGGAUGGCGAGAGAUCUGUUGAAAGCCAACGCUUUCUUGGACUUGAAGCUACGCCUAAUCAGCGAUAGACACGAAGAUGGACGUGUUUACAACAGACCGACUGUCUCAGAGGUUGCUGCUCUUAUUGUUGGCGAUAUCGAUCCUAACACCCCAAGAGACAUUAUCCUUCACGCUCGUGAUGGACACUUGCAGAAAAUUGAUGAGUUUCAUCCGGCUUAUUUGGCUUACCAAUAUCCUUUAAUAUUUGUUUAUGGCGAGGAUGGAUACAGGAAAGAUAUUCUUCACAGAUAUGAGCAUGAAGAAGAGGUUACCAGAAAAAUCGUCAAUCCAUCAGAGAUUGGCUAUCAUUCCGAUUACAGGAACGUCGUUCAGAGGCAAAGACAUUACUUCAUUCAAGAAGGCUAUUUCAGCAGUUUUUAG
Vicia villosa (hairy vetch) is the source of this 1599-nucleotide messenger RNA. RefSeq lists its product as uncharacterized. The coding region runs from base 1 to 1599 and encodes 532 amino acids. The transcript is spliced from 4 exons. The record is from RefSeq and is a predicted model, not a curated record. Lineage: Eukaryota; Viridiplantae; Streptophyta; Magnoliopsida; Fabales; Fabaceae.